Molecule: messenger RNA, 735 nt
Organism: Guillardia theta CCMP2712
Lineage: Eukaryota; Cryptophyceae; Pyrenomonadales; Geminigeraceae
Exons: 3
Coding region: 1-735 (244 amino acids)
Source: RefSeq, a predicted model, not a curated record
AUGUCAGUGUAUUUGGGAGACUCCAUCAUGCCCUCAGUCUACAUGCCGUCAGUCUUCAUGCCUUCAGUCUACAUGCCGUCAGUCUACAUGCCGUCAGUCUUCAUGGCGUCAGUCUUCAUGGCGUCAGUCUACAUGGCUUCAGUCUUCAUGCCGUCAGUCUUCAUGCACCUCUUCAUGCCGUCAGUCUACAUGCCGUCAGUCUUCAUGGCGUCAGUCUACAUGGCUUCAGUCUUCAUGCCGUCAGUCUUCAUGCACCGUCAGUCUUCAUGCCGUCAGUCUACAUGCCAUCAGUCUUCAUGCCGUCAGUCUUCAUGGCGUCAGUCUACAUGGCUUCAGUCUUCAUGCCGUCAGUCUUCAUGCACCGUCAGUCUUCAUGCCUUUGGUCUUCAUGCCGUCAGUCUACAUGCCAUCAGUCUUCAUGCCGUCAGUCUUCAUGCACCGUCAGUCUUCAUGCCGUCAGUCUACAUGCCAUCAGUCUUCAUGCCGUCAGUCUUCAUGGCGUCAGUCUACAUGCCAUCAGUCUUCAUGCCGUCAGUCUACAUGCCGUCAGUCUUCAUGGCGUCAGUCUACAUGGCUUCAGUCUUCAUGCCGUCAGUCUUCAUGCACCUCUACAUGGCGUCAGUCUACAUGCCAUCAGUCUUCAUGGCGUCAGUCUACAUGCCAUCAGUCUUCAUGGCUUCCUGUACCUUGUUGCAGGUAGCGAAGUCGUGCAUGGCUGUCAAUACGAUCGCCUGA